AUCACACCAUAUCUCAUACAAUCUAUAAUUCUUUAUUUUCUCUAAUUUCUUGUUUAUUUUCUUCACCUUAAUUAUUUUUACCAAAGGCUAUAAUGGCAGUGACUUUUGAGAAAGAAACUACAACUUCAAUCCCACAAGACAAAGUUUUCAAGGUCUUUGUUCUUGAAUCUGACUCCAUUAUCCCCAAAAUUAUUCCUAACAUGAAGGUCGAGUUCGUACAAGGAAAUGGAGAGCCCGGAACUAUCAAGAAAACUACUUUUGGUGAAGGCGGUGAUGCAAAGUACAUAAAGACCAAAGUGGAAGCAACGGACAAAGACAAUUUCACACACAGCUACAGUAUUUUCGAAGGCGAGCCAUGGAUGGCGGAACUCGAAAAGACAACUUUCGAGAUUAAAGUAGAAGCUUCGACCGAUGGAGGAUCAAUUAUCAAGAGUACCAGCAAGUACUUCCCGAAGCCAGGUUGUGUGAUCGACGAAGAAAAGGUUAAGGCUGGUUCCGAGAAAGCGUUUGGCAUGUUUAAGGCUAUCGAAGCUUAUGUCUUGGCCAAUCCCGAUGUUUAAGAAAUUAAUUUCGUGAUUUGUUUUCUCUUCGAUUUGUAUCUUUUGUUUCUUGUUGUGGUCUAAGAAUAAAAGUUUAUGCUUUGUUAAAUGAUUGGCUUGUCAUUUAUCCAGGAUUAAGGGGUGUUAUGUAUCCUUUAAUUAGCUCAUAAUCAAUGUAAUGUAAUUUGUUUAUGAAUGAUUUGUUUUCUGUCAA
Molecule: messenger RNA, 753 nt
Organism: Mercurialis annua (annual mercury)
Lineage: Eukaryota; Viridiplantae; Streptophyta; Magnoliopsida; Malpighiales; Euphorbiaceae
Product: major allergen Pru ar 1-like
Exons: 2
Coding region: 93-560 (155 amino acids)
Biological process (GO): defense response; abscisic acid-activated signaling pathway
Cellular component (GO): cytoplasm; nucleus
Molecular function (GO): abscisic acid binding; signaling receptor activity; protein phosphatase inhibitor activity
Source: RefSeq, a predicted model, not a curated record